AUGGAUUACGAGGAUGAUUCAUUCGAGGACUGGAAUACGGGCAAGGGACAGAAGUUCAUUGCCCUUGUCGUUUCCGACAACUCAGACAGUGAGAGUCGUCUAGUACAGGAAAGUGGACCGGUAAGACAGAGAAUCAGCAGCAGUGGGACGAAGAGUCGGCAGAAACUGCACGAUGAGAAGAAAUCAACGGGUAAAAGAAGCCAGAGCAAAACUAUAAAGAGCCAGAGUAGUAAUAACAGUCCAAACGCAAACACGGCUACUCCAAGAACGAGCAUUGCUGGGAAAUCCGAGGAGAAGAAAAGGUGGUCGUUUAUGUCUAACCAUUCUUCUUCGUCCAAGAAGAGAUGGUCAUCUUUCACGCUGGACUCAAACACUGCGAAGAUUGUUGCGAGCAGUCACAGUAGUAACAACAACCGACUUUCAGUGGUGAGCACCUCCUCAAGUAGUAAUAUAGACGGUCAAUCCAUUGAGGGACAGCCCCUCGAAAAGGCCUCCAACCGUUCCAGAACACACAGUCUGAAAAGAUCGUCCACUGGUUCAUCACUGAGACAGUUACUAAAUAAGAUUGUUACCUCGGAAAAUAGCGAGCUCGAUAAGGAGAAUCAACCAUUGUUCUCGUCAACGACUAGUUCAAACGCAAGUAUCCGGACAAAUGGUAGCAACAAAGGUACAAAAUUCAAGAAAAGUAAACCUUCGAUAACAGUUACGAACUCGGACUCCAGACAACCGUUGAAACCCUUGAGAAACACUUUGAACACAGUUGAAACGCAGAACAGCUUUAGAAGGCCCUCGCUCUCGUCAAUGAACACAAACACAUCGAAAAACUCUAUGUCCAUGCUGAACAGCUCAAUGGACAACCUCAGUAUUCAUACCAAAAGACCAAGCAUUUCGUCGAUGUCCUCGUCGACAUCACUAUCCAAAUGGAAAUUUUGGAAGAGGCCAACCCAGUUGAAUAACGGUGGCAACAACAUACAUAACCAAGAAUAUUAUCAGCACAGCCAAAACCAAAGGCAUAAUCCAAACGUUAUUGAUAAGCAGACGGGGAAGAAGAAGCUGAGGCAGAAAAGUUCUCUGGCAGACUUCCAUUCAGGCACAAACAACGACCAGCUUUCCUUCUACUCGAACAUAGAUUAUACUGGUGGCCAACAGCUGAACGGAGCAAACACAACUUUGAACAAAAGGACGUCAACCUCCAGUCUUUCCCUUUCGAUAAGCAGCUUGAAACAUAGGUCGUCCCAACCAAAUUUGAAACACAAAACAUCGCAUUCUUCGCUACCAAAAUUCAAAAAUAGGCGCCAAUCAAAUACUGGAGGGGAUGACGGAUCGAGUCUACUGACUAUCAGCUCCUCCAUGAACUCAGUUCACAGUAGCCACUCCAAUGGCACCACUAAUACCAAUAACAUAUCGCUACCAGUGCCUAACGCGGUUUCCAGGGACAAAAUCAGAGCCAAACUGAAAAAUUCUGCGUCGCUGCUGUCGUUGAACUCUAAAAUCCCCAUGGAAAAGAAGUCCUACGACGAUAAUAUGCUCAACGAGAUAUUGGACCUUUGUACCGUCAAAUGUGUCAUUGAGCCAGCAGAAAUUGACUCGAAAAAGCAUCAACAUCUGGAAACCUUGUCGUCAAACCAUUCAAUUCAAAUAUCACAACAUGUUUGGAGAUGCACCUCCAGUUUGGAUCAAUCGCAAACCAUCAUCUGCAAGAAAAUACCACUACUUUGCGACUUCAACGAGAUGGAGUCCUGUUUGAAAGAGUUGAAAAUUCUGAAGUUGUGCACAGGUACCCCGGGGUUACCAUUUUUAAUCCAAAACUAUAUCAUUCGCAGUGCUGACACUAAUGAAAACACGCUCUAUCUUUUCUUGAAAGACAUGGGCGAUCCAAUUACAGAGCGCGAAGUAAAGAACUGGUCUACAUGCUUAAAGAUUUUUUGGCAAUGUGCUCUCAUUCUGUAUGUGGCAGAAACUAAGUUUCAAUUUGAACACAGGAAUUUGACCUUGGACCACAUUUUAAUCGACAAAAACGGAACCAUCACUUUAUGUGACCUGUCAAAGGCAAGAGCAAAUUACUACUCCAACGACAACGUCAUAUAUACAAGACUGGAUCACCCAGCUUUUUUCCAGGGUGGAAGAGACUACCUGUUCGAUAUCUACAAUUCCAUGCGUUCCAUUUUCAUAGCUAAAAACGAACAUUGGAAUCAUUUCGAACCAGGAACAAAUUUGCUCUGGUUGAGGUACCUGGCAAUUAUGCUACUGACGAAGAACAAAGAUAGAACAAUGAUGGGUCCAGGGAGAGACCAACUAUUAAAGCUAACCGUCUUACUAGACAUGUACCCAGCUGCUAGUACGAAGAGAAGCAAUCAUCUCUUCAAUAAAAGGAAGGAAAUAGAAAUAAAGUCCACUGGGGACUUGAUGAAAUGGAAGUAA
This is a messenger RNA of Huiozyma naganishii CBS 8797, 2421 nucleotides long. It is a transcript of the gene ALK2, whose product is annotated as protein kinase ALK2. The record is from RefSeq and is a predicted model, not a curated record. The coding region runs from base 1 to 2421 and encodes 806 amino acids. Gene Ontology annotation, cellular component: nucleus; cytoplasm. Lineage: Eukaryota; Fungi; Ascomycota; Saccharomycetes; Saccharomycetales; Saccharomycetaceae. Gene Ontology annotation, biological process: mitotic cell cycle; intracellular signal transduction. Gene Ontology annotation, molecular function: histone H3T3 kinase activity. The transcript has a single exon.